GUAAGAAUAAGGGACAGAACUAAACUCUGUUCCAAAUUCUUAUUCAUUGCGGUUCUCUCCAUUUCUUCCAGCAGCUUGAGCGAGGAGGCAAGGAUGUUUUCUGGUGACGUUCUUUCCUUUUCAAAGACAAGUUUUUUACGAGCUUUCCAUCCAUAUAUUCCAGCAGUUUAUCGCAAGGAGCCUCAUUUCACUUCCACCAUUUUGCCUAGUUCGAAGAGUAUCCAUCAUUGUUUGCCACCAGGGACUUUGAUGGUCCUAAUCAUAGACGAAGCACCGAACGAAGCCUCCCAUAAAGAAGAGACACGAGGAAGAAACAUGUUUUCAUCGGCUGUAACUACCAACUACCAAACUCAACAAAUCUGGGCGGAAUGCUCGAUGCUCUCCACUUUACUGAUGCAGACUUAUUCCUACUUCCCCCCCUUUUAUCUUCUUCACAUUCACACCCUUCUCACCAACGUGAAUAACAACAUCAACAACAACUACUAUGUUAAGUCAGAAUACCUACCCCCCUCUCUCUUUCUCACAACCCUGAAUACCCCCCUCUCUCUCUCUCAGAGUUCCAGCGCCACCAGCGCCCUCUCUGCUCAGAGCUGCUGUUGGCAUUGCCAUCUCAUCCUCGUUGUCAAGCCCGCCUCUGUCUUCGUCGUCGUCGGCCGCCCUGAACUCGUGUCUCUGUCCUCGUCUUCGAUCCCUCUCACGGCGAAGUGCGAACGUCCCUCUCUGCCGCCGUGGACUCUUCUCCUCGCCGUUGCAAACCGUUGCUCUUCGAACGGUUGCUCGAUCCUCUUCAAGCGCGUCCUCUCUCUCCGUGAAUCUCUACCCGAAGCCUCGCCCUCGCGAACUGAUCCUCUUGCGAGUUCACUCUCUGUCCAAUUUCAUUCUGUUACAGCCGUUCCUCCCUCUCCGUGUCUCCGGUGCUGCACUCUUUCUCCUAGCUUUACAUCGUGUUUUCAUUUGUUGUUGUUGUUGUUGUUGGUACCAAUGGAGAUUCCACUCUCACGAUACCAUUCUUACACAUUGGAUCAAUUCCAAAGCGAUUGCUACUUUUCCGCUUUGGGUUCUUCCGGAUCCAGUUACUUUUCUGGUAAAGGUUUCGUCUUUGGGUGUGGUUUACGUUCAAAGGUGAGGAAUUGGAGGAACCACUUUUCCCUUAUUUGUUGUUGCUCCACUGAAAGUGGCAUUCGGAGGCCUAAAUCUUCGAGAAUACCGUAUCAUGAGAAGGUAGAGCCUGUUUUGGAGGACACUCAGAUGAGGAAACCUUCCUUUGUUGGGCUGUGUAGUGAGAUAGAGAAGCUAGUUCUGUGCAAUAGGUAUAGGGAUGCAAUUGAGUUGUUUGAAAUUUUGGAGCUUGAAGGUGGUGGUAGAUAUGUUGGUGCUAGUACUUACGAUGCUUUGGUGAGUGCUUGUGUUGGUUUGAGAUACAUUAGAGGGGUUAAGAAGGUGUUUAAUCUUAUGAUUAGUAGUCGGUUUGAGCUUGAUUUGUAUAUGAUGAAUAGGGUGUUAUUUAUGCACGUUAGAUGUGGUUUGAUGCGUGAUGCGUGGAAGCUAUUCGAUGAUAUGCCAGAGAGAGAUGAGGUGUCAUGGACAAUGAUGAUUGGCGGGCUUGUGGAUUCUGGGAACAAUGAUGAGGCCUUCAGGUUGUUUUUGUGUAUGUGGGAAGAGUUUAAUGAUGGCAGUCCUCACACUUUUGUUACGAUGAUCAAGGCAGCUGCCGGAUUAGGUCUUAUUCAGGUGGGAAGACAAAUUCAUUCAUGCGCUUUGAAGAUGGAGGUGGGAGAUGAUACUUUUGUGUCUUGUGCACUAAUUGACAUGUACAGCAAGUGUGGUAGCAUCAAUGAUGCCUAUUGUGUUUUUGAUCAAAUGCCAAAGAAGACGACUGUGGCAUGGAAUUCUAUUAUUUCUGGCUAUGCACUUCAUGGCUAUAGUGAGGAGGCUCUUAAUUUGUUUUAUGAGAUGCGCAAUAGUGGUGCUAAACUGGACCAUUUUACUAUUUCAACAGUGAUUAGAAUAUGUACAAGAUUGGCUUCAUUUGAACAUGCAAAACAAGCUCACGCGGCAUUAGUUCGUCAUGGUUUUGGCACAGAUUUGGUGGCGAACUCAGCACUCAUUGACUUCUACAGCAAAUGGGGUAGGAUGGAAGAUGCUCGACAUGUGUUUGACACAAUGCACCAGAAGAAUAUCAUAUCCUGGAAUGCAUUGAUUGCUGGAUAUGGAAAUCAUGGCCAAGGAGAGGAGGCACUAGAAAUGUUUGAGCAGAUGCUUCGAGAAAGGAUGGUUCCCAAUCAUGUCACUUUCCUAGCCGUCUUAUCUGCUUGUAGUUACUCGGGACUAUCAGAACGCGGUUGGGAGAUUUUUCAAUCUAUGAGCAAAGAUCACAAGAUUAAGCCCAGACCAAUGCAUUAUGCAUGCAUGAUUGAGCUAUUAGGUCGAGAGGGUCUGUUGGAUGAGGCUUUAGCACUAAUAAGAACUGCACCUUUCCAACCAACAGCAAAUAUGUGGGCAGCAUUGCUGACAGCAUGUAGAAUGCAUGAGAAUUUUGUGCUUGGGAAGUUGGCAGCAGAAAAACUUUAUGGAAUGGAGCCCGAGAAGAUGUGUAACUAUGUAGUACUUCUAAAUAUAUAUAACACCACUGGAAGAUUGAAGGAAGCUGCUGGUGUGUUACAGACCUUGAAGAGGAAGGGUUUAAGAAUGCUUCAUGCUUGUACCUGGAUUGAAGUUAAAAGAUGGCAAAAUGUCUUCCUUUCUGGAGAUAAAUCCCACCCCCAAACAGAAGAGAUAUACCAAAAAGUGGACAAUUUGAUGGAAGAGAUAUCAAGGUAUGGUUACACUGUGGAGGAUGAUGAAGCGCUGCUUCCUGAUGUUGAUGAAGAGGAACAACGUGUUCUGAAAUAUCAUAGUGAAAAGUUAGCAAUUGCUUUUGGACUAAUUAACACCCCGAAUUGGAUGCCUCUACAGAUCAUGCAGGGUCAUCGUAUAUGUCGAGACUGUCAUACUGCAAUUAAGCUUAUAGCCAUGGUGACAGGAAGAGAAAUUGUGGUAAGAGAUGCUAGUAGGUUCCACCAUUUUAGAAAUGGAAGUUGUUCUUGUGGAGAUUAUUGGUGAUGACGAAAUUGUGUCAUUCAAUUCACAAGGACAUGUUACUCACUUCCAUCCUUUCCCUGAAACUAAACCUCAGUUUUGACUAGGAUGCAAUCCUAUAAUUGGUGUAAUUCUUUUUUGAGAUUCUUUAAUAAAAGACCUAUCAUACAUCCAAGAUUUUGCACUGAUUUGUUCUUUUAUGCAGAGGGAUAAGUUUGAACAGUUCCUUUGGUUAUGUGAAAUGUUUUGUUAUUUGACUUCAAAUUGUGCUAUAGUUCUUGCAUACUGAGUCCCUAAAAACCUCUGAUAGUAUUCACAGUACUCACUUGUUUAUGUACGCAAUUGCAAAUUGUUUCAAUUUUAGUGGCUCAACAACCCCCCCCCCCCCCCCCCUUUUCUAAUUUAUUUAUGUGAUAACCAUAUUUGAGGUUUAGCAUCAUUAUACAUAAUAGGCCUUCAGCUGCAUUUAUCAGUUACUUAUCACCCUCUCAAGUCUCAAGUACAAGAUUUGGAGAGAGGAAAAAACCUUCUGGUCCUUCUAUUGGAAACGUGGGGGAGUUUUCUUUGUUUUUUUCCAAUUUCUGUGAGAUAGGAACAAGCAUUCACAUAGGGCAUGUCUUGAAUAGUCAAAUUUCACUUCCAAUUGUAGUGCUAUAAAUUAAGGGGUUGGUUUGGUUGCAUUUGUUGUUGUCUGGGUUUGGUGUUUGAUUUUUGAGGAUUUUAAUGUCUUCUUCUGCUGCAUAUCCUGUCUAUGAGGUUGCAAAGGAUGCAGCUGGAGUCGCAGGUACAAACCGUAAUCUUUGUCUUUGUCUCGCUGUUUCUGGGAUUCUGAACAUUCUGGUUUCUUUUGAUGAAUCAAAAGGAACCAACUUUAAAUAUGCUAGUAGUAGUGGAUUAGUAGAUUAUCCUUUACAGGGUUUAGAUUCUCUUUUUAUUUUAUUUUAUUUUAGUAAUAAUCACUAUGUUUAAUUGUUUAUUUUGCAGGGAAUAUCUUUGCUUUUGGGUUGUUUGUAUCUCCCAUACCUACAUUUAGGAGAAUUAUCAGAAAUGGGUCAAUUAAAAUGUUCUCAGGAUUGUUGUAUAUUUACUCUCUCAUGAACUGCUUGAUCUGCAUGUGGUAUGGCACGCCUCUGAUAUUGCCUGAUAAUUUGUUGGUAACGACGAUUUAUUCGAUCGGAGCAGUGUUUCAGUUUGUGUACAUAAUUAUCUUCCUUGUGUAUGCUGAGAAAUUAAAAAAGGUGAGAAUGUUUGGACUAUUGCUGGCAGUUAUCGGCAUUUUUGUGAUUUAGUUGGGAGCUUGCAAGUAAUUGAUUGUCAAACACGCGAAUCCUGGUUGAAUUCUUGAGCUGUGCUUCCCUCAUUUCAAUGUUUGCCUCACCUUUGUUUAUAAUUAAAUUGGUCAUUCAGACAGAGUGUCAAAUUCAUGCCGUUUUAUCUCUGGCUCUCCACCUUCCUAAUGAGCCCCUCCUUUUUGGUUUAUGGAUUGCUCAAUGACGACCUCUUCAUUUAUGUACCAAAUGGGAUAGGAACUGUUUUGGGAAUGUUACAGUUGGUAUUAUAUUUCUAUUACGAGAGUAAAUCUAGAGAAGAAUUUAGAGAACCUUUGAUAGUGUCGUAUGCGUGAUUAGUACUUCCGAAAACAAAAGUGCUAUAACGUGCCAUUGAUAAAUCAACCUGAAAUAUCAUUCAUCAAUGAGAAUAUGCACUUAGUUUCUUCCCAUCUAAACAAAUGACACCAAAUUAGUCCUUCAAAGACCUUAGGCUUCGUUUGUAUACAGGCACGAACUGAGACAGGGACACAGACAUGGAGACACAAUCAUAUUUGACAAAUGAUACAUGAACACGGAUGUUGUGUCCUGAGACACUGAAUUAGUGUAUUUUGUGUCUUCUUUUACAUGAGGGACACAGAAACACCCAUAACAGACAACUUAUUUUUCAUUUUUUUUUUCAUUAUUCUUCCCUUCUUUGGAAAGACUUGUCCUCUUUAACUGCAAGAAUUUGCGUGGAUGGCAAAGGUCAGAAGAUUUCAACAAGACAAAUGAUACUGACAAUCAUCUGUCACUACCUCCUUUUUGUUGUCUCUCUUGGCAAAUCUGGAAUUAGCCAAAUUUGACUUGCAUGCCUACUUCUCCAUCCAUUUUCAAGUUGGAGUUCGGACUGUGCAAUGUGUAGCUGAUGAUUGAAACUUGUUCGGUUCAGCAUCCGUCUUCAUCUGUCAGUCCUCUGUCUUCACUCAAGCACUUGGAAAUAGGAGAAGAAUUGGACAUAGAAGCAAUGCCAAUGGAGUGUUACAAAACUUGCGACAAGUUUGAUUUGUGUAAAUGGGAAAGAGGAUCAUGAUUAAUAUGGCCUUUACCCUCUACUGAGAAUCUCCUUCAGACUUUGUGACGAUUUGAAGGCUUUACUGGAGCUGAUUCACAACCCUUCACUUGCUGAGACAUUUUUUGCUUCAAAGUCCUUGCAUGAAGGCCCUUACUGAUUUACUGGCGCUGUAUCUCAGAUAUUGUGCCUUCUUACUUGCUAUACGCCCGGUUAAAACUGAAGAUUGGUCAAGGAUUGCUCACUUCCCAAACACUAUCAUAGCAAAAGCUGUAUCUUCUGAAGGUAAUGGGCCAAAACUGUAAAACUUAUAAACUAUAUUUAUGGAUUUGUACCUUAUAGCUGUAUUUAUUGCUUACUUCUCUUGGGUUUAACUGCAUUAUUUUUAAGUAUGAAAUUUUGAAACAUAAAGGUUAGGGGUUCUUGAUUGCAUAUUUUCCUUUUUCUUUAUUGAAUAGGAAAAAGGAGACGCCUUUGCUAAUGUUUGAAUAAUGCAUAUGGUUAGCUAAUGUUUCAUCGUAAAUGAUCUUCCUAACGUUUGUGUUAGCAACUAAGAGAAUCCUCACAUGCUUCUUGUAAUUUAUUGUCUAAAUGGUACUUGAAAUUGGUAUGGCGUUGCUGAUUCCAUUUGGACUAUCAAUUCCAAAAGUUAAAAUAAUUUUAUUA
This is a messenger RNA of Arachis stenosperma, 6063 nucleotides long. Its product is annotated as pentatricopeptide repeat-containing protein At5g50390, chloroplastic. Gene Ontology annotation, biological process: RNA modification. The record is from RefSeq and is a predicted model, not a curated record. Lineage: Eukaryota; Viridiplantae; Streptophyta; Magnoliopsida; Fabales; Fabaceae. The transcript is spliced from 8 exons. Gene Ontology annotation, molecular function: RNA binding; zinc ion binding; protein binding. Bases 94 to 3102 code for a protein of 1002 amino acids.